Ilex paraguariensis (yerba mate) is the source of this 187-nucleotide messenger RNA. The record is from the annotation of a GenBank genome assembly. NCBI's taxonomy places the organism in Eukaryota, Viridiplantae, Streptophyta, Magnoliopsida, Aquifoliales, Aquifoliaceae.
AUGGAUGCAAAACUGAUGGUGGCCACUACUCCCACAACAAAUAACAUUGUUGUUCUAUUGAAGCUCAAAAGAAGUAUGAGCCUCAAAGCUACUCUUCCAAGAUGUGUGGGAUCAAGGUGUCAUUCUGUCCCUUCCAGUUCAAGAUCACACGCAAAUGAUAAGAGCUCAGACAUAGCUAACAAGCAUG